This is a messenger RNA of Auanema sp. JU1783, 1086 nucleotides long. The record is from the annotation of a GenBank genome assembly. NCBI's taxonomy places the organism in Eukaryota, Metazoa, Nematoda, Chromadorea, Rhabditida, Rhabditidae.
AUGUUACCGACGAACCCUAAAGAACUGGCUCACCGGAUGGCUAUGUGGAUUUUAUUAGUUUUGAUUUGCAGCGUCUCAAUUAAAAUAAUGCUUAUUUUCGAUUUCAAUAAACGCUCCUAUAAUCACAUCCCUGGUCAUUGUAAGUUUAUGGAAGAUAUGGACAAUGGCGCCCCUGCGAUGCAAUUGCUUGAAAACACAGGCGAAGUUUUUAUAGUGUCAGGCAAGAGAAAAGAAACAAAAGGAAGAAUUUAUGUUUACCAAUCGAAAGAGGAAAACCCCGGAACAAAGCCUCAAGAACUUCUUAUCCAAGGGAAGGAUUUUGAUGCCAAAAACUUUCACCCAUCCGCGAUUUCAUUGUAUGAAAGUAAAGGACGCGUUAUUCUGUAUGUUAUAAAUCAGAACUGCGUUGAAGUCUUAAUAUAUAAUCGUGACAAGAGUCUCCUCAUACACAGAAAAAGUAUCUGCGAAUCUUCAUUCGUAAGUUUGACUGACAUUGCAGUUGUCGGGCCAGACAAAUUCUUCGUAUCACGAGAGAGUUGGUUUGAUGACGGUUGGUUGCAAACUGUCGAACUAUUAUUGUUUAAUUCAUUCGGAUGUCUUUAUUAUUUCAACGGACAUCAUGCUUCCCUCAUACAGAGCGGUUUACAAUCUCCUUCCGCGAUGACUGUUGACUCUAAACGAAAUCUAUUGUAUAUUGCUUCGAUGAUGUCAGAGAAUAUUAAGAUGUAUUCUCUGGAUAAAGAUCUGUCUCUUACUUACCGAACUGAAAUCGCUCUACUCUCAUCUCCGUCUGGGUUAUAUGUGGAAUCAUCUUCGGGUGAUCUUUGGGCCUCACUUCAUCCUGUAUUACAUCAAUAUUGGACAUAUAAUAGAGCAAUGGAAGAGAAGAAAGUAUCUCCAAGCCAAGUACUGCGAGUGCGCAUACAGAAAGAUCAAUUAUCUUGGGUAAUCACCGAACCUUAUUCGAAUGAUGGGGCUACACUCUCUGCUAGUUCUUCAGUUGUUUUCUCAGCAAAUCGAUUAUUAAUAGGUGGACAAGAUGCACGUCUGUUGAUUUGCGAUGUUAUUAAUCCCCAAAUAACAUAA